UCAACGAAUUAAAUGCAGCAAUUGCAGAAGAAAGGAAGAAAGUCCAACAAAUAGAAGAGCAAUGGAAUAUAAUAUCACCAGAAAUUGCUCCAUUUAUAGAGGAGAGUUUGCGACAUGAAUACUCUCAAGAAUAUAUAACGCCAGAAAUUUUAGAGGACAUUGGUAAAGGGAUUUGUCAGCUUUUACUGGAUAAAAAGUAUAAAGAAGCAGUUACACUGCUAAGAUAUACGAGUACACUACCCCUUGAAGAACAAGUGCCAUAUUUUUUGACUUCAUUUAAGAAUUACAUAUCUCUAGCACGUUUCGGAUAUGAAAGUGAUAACGAAAAAUUGGAUACCAUGAUGAAAAAAGUAGAGCUUCUUGAAGACUCUAUAGAAUUUUCAAAAGUUUUUACGAGAGCAGUACCAAAAAUUCUUGAUAUGUUGGAUUCCAAAACGAUAUUAGAUAUUUAUGAAGCUGUCGAUCUUUUAACGACUGGAUAUAUAUUUGGAGUGGAAGGUAUGGAAGUUGGCAUGCAAAAAAUGUUGUUGUUGGUGAAUUCAUCAGAGAAGGGAAAACGAGACUCUGUAUCUAAUGCAUAUAAGAAAGUUUUCUUCACGACAAACUUAACUGGAAGAGCUCGUGCUGUUAAAAUAAUUCAAAAUUUGUUACGUUUUAUUCAAACUAUUGAACAUGGUAAUUUUCCUACCUUGGAGUGUUUAAUUAAAAAAUGGGUAUCAACAGACGACAUGGAUGCUUUAAUUAUACAAGUUCUUUUUGAAAUGUUUACUAUGAAAAUUGAGGGAACAACAACUGAAGAGUCGAAUUUAGCUUUAGAAUUGCUUGUUGUGUGUUCUAGUUCAAAGGCCUCAAUUGCAUCAGCUAAUUUAAACAUUAUUGUAAUGGCUGGAUUUGGUGAACGCGGUAGGCGCAAUCCACGUUUAUAUGCUCAAUGCCUACAAUUUAUGAUGAAUUCGAUUGAUCAUAACGCAAACCCAAAGUAUUAUGAACGUUAUGAUUGUCAUAGUUCUAUAGUAACAAAUGUUUUCGAUAUGUUUAUGAAAUUCUUCUUUCAAACGCUUUUGCCCGAAUUUGAGCUUGUAGCUACAAAGACAUUUGAAUUCUUCUAUACUCUAUGUCAAAGACCACAUAUUCUUUGUCAAAAAAUGGUCGUUGAUUUGCUGGGAGACAUGCUGAAAACUAUUAAAAAGCCCACUGUAAGCUCUGCAUCGCCACCUUCAGCAUCUCAAUCAAUGAGUUCGCAACCUUUACUACCGAGUCAGAAGAAGGAAGAUGAAACCACGAAAGCUUUUCUAUUAACUCGUUUCCUAUACAUUAUUGGCUACAUAACUUCAAAGGAACUAAUAUUUAUUGAUGUUGAUGUUUAUAAUAGUAUGAAGCAUAUUCAGGAACUUGAGGGUUGUGAACUUAUCGAAAAGGAACGCAGUACUGCGGAACCACAGCAAGAACCUGACGAAGAUCUUGGUACUUCUGCAGACGCCAAUAUUGCAGACCUCAUUUAUGAAAUCUAUGAGGAAGGAUUGGUAAAUGACAAACAAAGUCUUUUAAGAGUCAUGAUUAAGCUGGUGCUACGAAUUAUAAAAAAUCCAACAAAAUUUCAAUCAGAACACCUUCAAUGUGCUGCAAUAUUGGCUUUAGUACGAUUUAUGUGUGUUUCAAGAAAAUUCUGCGACAGUUAUAUGCAACUCUUAAUUAAAAUAUUUAUUAAUUGCAAUAACACGAGCAUCAAAAGUAAUAUUAUAAUCAGCUUAUCUGACUUGACGCUUCAAUACCCACAGGAAAUGAAAGCAUGGAUAGGGCAUUUGUACCUAACGCUACAAGAAGAGAAUGAAGAGAUUCGUUUAAUAGCUGUCAAGAUCAUUACGAAGUUAAUUUUGCAAGAAAUGAUUCCUAUCCAGGGAAAGAUGUUAAAGCUAUUAGCAACAUGCAUUAUCGAUCCAAGCGUGGAUAUUAAAAAUAUGACAUGUCAGUUCUUUAAAGAAUUAUCCACCAAAUCAAAUAUACUGUGGGACAUCUUACCCGAAAUUAUAUCUAACUUGGCUGAUACUGAUGUCAAUACUAGCUUACCUAAGGAAAAGCGUCGAACUAUAAUAGAGUACAUAACUGAGUUAAUCGACGAAGAUCGCCAAAUUGAAAGGUUGAAGGAAAAACUAGCUAUGCGUUUUCGAGAGUCACACACGGAGAGUCAACGAAGUGAUAUUGUCUAUUGUGUUGCCCUACUAAACUGCAAAAAUGAGGAAGAUGAAGAAGACUUAUCGAUAAUAUAUGAAUUUCAUUAAGGAUGAAGUAUAAUUUGAUGAGGUAUAUCGAUCGUGAGAAAUUACUUUCAGUUUAACAAGUUUCACAGUAUAAAGUUUAAAUC
Messenger RNA from Teleopsis dalmanni, 2362 nucleotides. Its product is annotated as condensin complex subunit 1-like. Gene Ontology annotation, molecular function: histone binding. Lineage: Eukaryota; Metazoa; Arthropoda; Insecta; Diptera; Diopsidae. The transcript has 6 exons. Bases 339 to 2279 code for a protein of 646 amino acids. The record is from RefSeq and is a predicted model, not a curated record. Gene Ontology annotation, biological process: meiotic chromosome condensation; mitotic chromosome condensation. Gene Ontology annotation, cellular component: condensed chromosome, centromeric region.